Messenger RNA from Filobasidium floriforme, 1499 nucleotides. RefSeq lists its product as uncharacterized. Gene Ontology annotation, cellular component: signal recognition particle, endoplasmic reticulum targeting. Gene Ontology annotation, molecular function: 7S RNA binding; protein binding; ribosome binding. The record is from RefSeq and is a predicted model, not a curated record. The transcript is spliced from 4 exons. Gene Ontology annotation, biological process: SRP-dependent cotranslational protein targeting to membrane. The coding region runs from base 45 to 1190 and encodes 381 amino acids. NCBI's taxonomy places the organism in Eukaryota, Fungi, Basidiomycota, Tremellomycetes, Filobasidiales, Filobasidiaceae.
CAUUUCUACAGCAGGGCAGGGCGAUCGCUUUUGACUCGCUAAUCAUGUCACAGAAACCCUCGACUGCGAAACCCCGCCCGGCCAGCAACGCCGGUGCAGCCGGUAGACCGCGUCCUAAAUUCACACCCCGUGCGCCCGCCAGCACUGAGGACAGGCUCAAGAAGCUUCACGCUGGGUUGGUCGACCAAAUCAACGAGGGGUAUCUGGAGAACGCGAUCAAGACGUGCAGGAAGAUCCUGGUUUUGGACCCGAAAUCGUUACCGGCGUUCAAAACCCUCCUCUUUCUCUUGCUUCAGACGGAUCAAUACCCUACUGCCCUUGCCUCCUUCGAAGAGUACCACCACGCCAACUCCCCGCUUAAUCCCAGCCCGUCCGAUAAUGCCGAUGACUUUGAAUUCGAACGGGCGUACUGCUUGUAUAGGCUACACAGGGGGGAUGAGGCAUUGAAGAUGAUUGAACGGAUGGAAAGCUCUAGCACCAACAUGAGCACCAUGGGGUAUGAGACUGAACAGGGAAGAAAGGUCGGCCAUCUCAAGGGACAGAUUCUCUACCGAGCCGGCAACUAUUCUACAGCCGAACAAACUUAUAACGACCUCCUCACAAGCUGUCCCUCCGACUCUCCCGAGUCUAGUGAUAUUUUGGACAAUCUCAACUCGACGCAUACGCACUUGGAUUUCCAAAAGGAUGGGUUCAGAGCUCAAUUAUCUUCCAGUUCAAGUAACGUUGAUAUGGAGAGCUUGGAAAGGGAUUUACCGGCGUUGGGACGGGUUGCUAAGGCUGGAAUGGGGGUGAUGGGGGAAGAAGCUUCAGGCAAAGUCGGAGAAUCUUCAGCGUCCGCGGCCGCAGUGGCGAGCGGGUCCAAGGUCGGGGUUCAAUUACAGGAUGUCAGCGUCAAAAGUAGGACGAGGCACAAGCUGCCUAAAGGGGUCGUCAAGGGUAAAGCUGUCGAACAAGAUCCGGAUCGAUGGCUCCCUCUCCUCCAACGCCGGUCCUACCAAGCCCAGCUUGCCCAGAACCCUUCUUCGUUAGGACAAAACAAGAAACGACGUAACGGAGCGGGCAAUAGUAAGCCCGGGCCUGGGAAAGAGGUUUCCGGGCUGGGUAUGCAGGGUAGUACUAGCGAGGAUGUCAAGGUUGGUGGGAAUGGCAGUGGGGGAGCAACGCGCAGAAAGGGGAAGAAGGGUAGAUAGGGUUGUGGACGUUGAUCACGAUCUUGUUUGGCACGGCGUAUGGCGAGGUCACGCGAGAAGAUAAAGACGAAAUAUAAAAGCUCGAUCGACGCGCGACCUCUAUUCAUCGCUUAAGCUUUAUGGAAAGUUGGAGCAUGAGUGCAGGAAAGAGCUCGAAUGGUUUGGCAUCUUUAGCUGGAAUGGAACGAGUGACCGCUCGUUAAUUGGCGCAAGUUGAAGCUACGAGCGUGAUCCCAGCAUACUCUAUGAUAGGCAUGCCUAUAUGCCGAUACAGAACUGAUAAGGAGGCGGUAUUUGUCUGAGAGAGGC